Messenger RNA from Pseudonaja textilis, 1299 nucleotides. NCBI's taxonomy places the organism in Eukaryota, Metazoa, Chordata, Lepidosauria, Squamata, Elapidae. The record is from RefSeq and is a predicted model, not a curated record.
AUGAAGCCACGGGGCGAGAUCCUCCAUUGCCAUAGGGCGCAAUAUCAUCAGUACAUCGAUGGGCUGCUGGUUCGAGGUGCAGAUUUCAAUCAGCCAGCUGACAAUUACACAGUUUGCCAAGGGGACAAUGCAACGCUAAGCUGCUACAUAGACCAACAGGUGACACGUGUGGCUUGGCUGAACCGUUCCAACAUCUUGUAUGCUGGCAACGACAAAUGGUCCAUUGACCUGAGAGUGCAACUACUGCAGUACAGCCCCUCCGAGUUCAGCAUCAUGAUCAGCCACGUCGAUGUGUAUGAUGAAGGGCUCUACACGUGUUCUUUCCAGACCCAGGACAAGCCUCACACCUCCCAGGUGUACCUCAUCGUACAUGUUCCAGCUCGGAUCGUGAACAUUUCUUCAGCUGUGACGGUGAAUGAAGGAAGCAAUGUGAAUUUGCUCUGCCUGGCGGUGGGAAAACCGGAACCGACGGUAAUUUGGCGACAGCUGAAAGAUGGAUUCACCAGUGAAGGAGAAUAUCUGGAAAUCUCAGAGAUCAACCGAGAACAAGCUGGGGAAUACGAGUGCAUCACGGCGAACGGGGUCUCCACACAAGACAGCAAACACGUCCUUAUCACGGUCAAUUAUCCUCCAAUCAUCACGGAUGUUAAGGACUCCCGCCCCUUGAUAGGAAAGACAGCCCUCCUGCGCUGUGAAGCCAUGGCUGUGCCCGCUGCGGAAUUUCAGUGGUUCAAAGAUGACAAGCAAUUAAUUAGUGGCUCGGACGGACUGCAGAUCCAGAACGAACGCACACGCUCCAUAUUGCUCUUCACAAACGUUACCACUCGACAUUACGGAAAUUACACCUGCCUGGCUUCUAACAGCCUGGGCUCCUACAAUGUCAGCUUACGGCUUAUCAGACCGGGUUCUCUGGACAAUGUAGCGGUGGCCAGCACAGAGCCUCCUGUCCUUUUGGGUUUGCUGUCAUCUUUGAACUACGUGUGGUUUAACACAACUGCAAAGACACAGGGCUUAACAGUAGACGGCAACGCGUUGAGAAUCUUGAGAAUUCGUUUAACCAGGUUAUUUCAGGUGGUGUGGGCCAGUUUAGCAGCCAAGGACCAGGCAGAGACUCCCAUCCUUUUGGUAGGUCUCGUAGCCUGGGCUUCGAAUCCGUCCUUCUCAGUGUCCUCACGAAAAACUUUGGCAUCAAGUUCAACUCACCGCAUGAAGGUGGUCCAACAUUCUGCACUUGGGCUGCAUCUCAGUGACCCCAAGAUCCUCUUUGCUGCCAUCCCAGCAUCUUUGAAAGAAGGAUGA